Molecule: messenger RNA, 1095 nt
Organism: Durusdinium trenchii
Lineage: Eukaryota; Dinophyceae; Suessiales; Symbiodiniaceae
Source: the annotation of a GenBank genome assembly
AUGAUUGGCAAUACCCACAGCCUUGAGAGAGCUAUUCGGUGGGACAUUGAAGAGAAUGCAAAUUUUGCCGUGAACAGCGUCGGCACCUUCGCGCAUAAGAAUCUCUACGAUGUCAACAGCUUCGCCGACUUUUAUUCCUGGUUUCGCCUAGGCUUUGCAGCAAUCUACAUGCCACAGAGCAGCAGCGUGUCGGAGGGCUCCAGCCUCAGUACUGCAGCCCUUUCGGCCCGGGAGAAGCAAGUCUACCGCGAUGUGAAACGAAAGCUUGGGCCGGUCAAGCUGUCGCAGCAGACUGCCAAGGCCACUGCUUGCGACAAUUUUGAUUUGCUGCAGGCCAUAGACAAUACAACCACCAGUGACAGUUGUUCCGAAUUAGGGAAGGACUUCACCAUUCAGCCCACAGACUUCGACGUUGGGUUUUUGGAUUUCAUUGAGGACUCCAACAAGACUAGAUGGUUCAGCUUCUUGGACGAUCCCAGCGACAAGAUCACACAGCUGGAGAGGAGCAACUGGCUCAGCGCACAGACUGAUCACUGGAAGAUCAGCAUGGUGCUUUAUAACCCGGACUUUGACAUCCUCACACUCACCGAUAUUCACUUCUUGCUGGCCCGCUCGGGACGGAUUUGGAAGCAGAUCACCUUGAUGUCCUUGAAAAUGAGACCUUACGCCAAUCUUUGGUUACUUUGCUGGGAGAUCCUUUUCUUCCUCAGCAUUUUGAGCAUCUUGGCGGAGGAAGUGCAUCAAAUCAUCACCGGUUUGAUGUCCGAACGCGAGAGACGGUGCGUGAGAUUCUUCCUGAAGUACAUUCGUGUGUGGACCUUGAUUGACUGGGCAUCCAUCAUCAUUGCCUUCACCUUACUAGGGCUUUGGGUCCACACGGUUCAGGAGCGGCAUGCCUUGCAGGUGUCACUGCAGACUCUCCUGAUCACCUGCAACUCGGGCAAUCAAGCACAGUGCCAGGGCUACCAAGAUGAUGUGGUGCGAAUGGCCACCGCUGCAGGGUCGUUGGCGGAGCAGACCACCUUGGUCAGCAGUGGGACGCUCAGAUUUGGAGCACCAGAUACGCUUGGCUUUCGCGGUCCCAGUCAGUGGUGA